AUGCAUUUCUUACCGUCCCUCAUUGCUCUGCUUUCCGCAGCCGCCUUCUCUCUUGCUGCUCCAACUCCGAGAGACGAGCCAGUCUCUUAUCCUCCCUUGCCAGAUGGCCUGCCCAACCCGAGCCCAGAGCAGCUUCAGAAGAUCGAGAAGGAAGCCCAUGGCACACUUCCAGGCCUACCUCUGCCCACCAACAUUAGCGAAGCAGGUGCCGAGAAUCUGCAGCUGAUUGCCUUCAACCAGCACAUCGAGGUCGCCUUCUUCGACGAGCUCAUCUUCAACAUCACCCACAAGGUCAAGGGGUACGAGCUUCCGAAUGACGUCGAAUUGGAGUUUACGCUUCGGAGCUUGGAAACCAUUCUUGCACAAGAGAAGGUGCACGCCUUGACAGCCAACGAGGCUCUUCGACGCUUUGGCAGACAGACCAUACUGCCAUGCGCUUACAACUUCCCUGUGGCCACAUUGCGGGACGCCAUCAUCCUGGCUGGCACCUUUACUUCCCAUUUCAUCGGCACACUUCAGGACAUGACUGAGCGCUUUGCGGCAAACAACGACAACGCCUUGACGGGUCUGCUCGCUGCCACAAUCGCCAACCAAGCCACACAGCUGGGCUGGUUCAGAGUAUUCCUUGACAAGUACCCCAGCGAGGCCCCAACAUUGACCAGGAGCGACGUCAACUUUGGCUUCACCUAUGCCCAGACCUUCGUUGUGCCCGGCAGCUGCCCGAACAUCCACGAAAUCAAGCUGAGGACAUUCCUGCCCUUGGAGAUCAUCACAUUCCCAGCGUCUCGCACCAGCAAGAUCAAGCUCUCUUGGACCCACGUUGUCGAUGACAAGAAGGAAAAUACCCUGUGGCUGGCCUAUGUCAACCAGUUGAACGUCCCCACUUAUGUUCCGCUACAGGUCAUCUCUUGCGAUGGUCGCAAGACUGUUGCUGUCGCUGUUUUCCCGUAUGACGAGUUCCUGCUCAACGGCUUGACAAUCGCGGCUGUUGUCGAUCGACAGGGACCGUUUGCUAAUGCUGUCGCGGUGGCUCAAUCGACUCUCUAUGGCCCGGCACUGAUUGUUGUGGAGUAA
Molecule: messenger RNA, 1074 nt
Organism: Aspergillus calidoustus
Lineage: Eukaryota; Fungi; Ascomycota; Eurotiomycetes; Eurotiales; Aspergillaceae
Source: the annotation of a GenBank genome assembly